AUGUGUAGGUUGUGUAAGUGUUUUGUAUGUUUUGUAUGUGCUGGUUUUGUUGUGUACCCAUCUGUCGUCCAUCUUGUCGAUUCUCACGAGAUCCUGUCACCUCGACUGGCCAUUCUUCUCCUCCGCCCUCUGCGCCAAAAACCCAUCAGUAUCAUCAAAUGCUACUCAUCAAUAUCAGCAGCCGAUGAACCCGAGUUGGACGCGUUUUACGAGGAGCUGGAGGAAGUAAUCCGCAAUGAGAAGACCUUCUACAAAUUCGUUGUCGGAGACUUCAACGCAAAACUAGGAAAGGCCACAGAAGAGGAAUACAGGAUUGGAAGAUUUGGGCUAGGGCACCGGAAUGAAAAUGGCAAUCGUCUCGCCGGGCUGUUGUCCGCCGCUCGCCUCUUUUCAUAA
This is a messenger RNA of Necator americanus (New World hookworm), 396 nucleotides long. RefSeq lists its product as uncharacterized. The coding region runs from base 1 to 396 and encodes 131 amino acids. The transcript has a single exon. NCBI's taxonomy places the organism in Eukaryota, Metazoa, Nematoda, Chromadorea, Rhabditida, Ancylostomatidae. Gene Ontology annotation, biological process: chromatin remodeling. Gene Ontology annotation, cellular component: nucleus. The record is from RefSeq and is a predicted model, not a curated record.